This is a messenger RNA of Toxoplasma gondii ME49, 5056 nucleotides long. It is a transcript of the gene GRA3, whose product is annotated as dense granule protein GRA3. The record is from RefSeq and is a predicted model, not a curated record. Bases 2435 to 3097 code for a protein of 220 amino acids. The transcript has a single exon. Lineage: Eukaryota; Apicomplexa; Conoidasida; Eucoccidiorida; Sarcocystidae.
GGCCUGCAAAAGACCAGUGGGACACUUCCUAGCGCCGCGCAUCAGCAGAACAUUGUGAUUCCCCGUGGCCGGCACUACGCUCUUAAAUUGCCAACGCUGUUUAAUUGGCUUACCGCUUCAACCUUGGAAGUACACGAACACCCUAGUUUGCGUCGAUGAAUGUGUUCCAGCCAACACCCCAUAUUUGAGGAGAGUGAUGGGUAUACCCCUGCAGGUUGCUGCGCAGGAACUAUGUGGAACGUGCCAUUGGAACGUCAGCUGUGGUCGUUGUACGACAACCAGCAUGGAUAAGUUGACCUUGGAAACACACGUAGAGAAGCGUGCCCAGUAUGUUUACGCCUUGUUUAUUCAGACUAAACAGGUGCCAGGCCAGCAAAAAUCCGAUCCGUGUAUUCCGUACAGACUAACAUUAGGAAGAAGACUACCAAGGUGAAUACCAUGAUAAUUGUACAGCUUGUAUAUAAAUGUUGGUUUUUCAAAUAUACGCCCAUAAAUCUACUGUUCGUGUAGUAUUAUGACUAGCCAUAUAGGUACCUAACCAUUUAAAGAUUUUAGUACCUAUAGGAAUAGCAAUCAUAAUUGUCAUAGCUGAGAAGUAUGCUCGUGUAUCUUCGUGUAGACCGACAGUCAUCAGUUGAUGUGCCCAUACUGGCCUUCUUCGUUAACUGCGCUGCAGUGCUGAAACAUCGCUCUACUGUGUACUCUCUCAAUGCUGACGAAUGUGACCCGAACCUGUCGCUUUCACUCAUGCUGUUACGUCCACCCGCACUUAGUUUCCGCUGGCUUUGGACGCGUUACGUUGAAAAGGAGACUACAACCCUGCAUGCCGAGCUUCAACCAUUUCGAGCGUUCCACUUGUUUCUUGUUAGGGUUCCUCCGUUUUGGGCAGAUGUGGCGUGCAGAACGUUUUGAUUGUUCUGGAGAACCCCCGUUACGCUGCGGUGUGGUUCACUCUGGUAAGAUAAGCAUGCGCAGUUCACACAGGGAGAAGGAGUUGGUCGUUUCGUUUGUGCCGAUAGCUGCAAAGAUUGUGACCCCCUCACGCAUGGACUUUCCGCGAAAACGCCUGCCACUACGGUCUCCUAGCUCCUUUGUUUGAGGUUUGUCUCGCCUUUCUUCCCCCGUUGGUGUCCAUAAUCACUCUUCUUCCCGCUGCAAGGUCAACAGGGGUGCUUCUGCUGGCUCGCCACCGUCAUAUUAUUCGUAGACACGUAUUUAUGCAUAACAACCCAGGUCUCGCGUCGCUUUUCCCGCUGAGACGUUCUCGGAAUAUUCAACUAAACAGUUCUACACGGGCAGCUUCCGAGCCGGUGUAUCCAGCCGUAACACACUCUACACAGUUCAUCUGCGUAGGCAGUAUUCAGCGGCGAAGAAGCACUCGUGUGUUUGAACACGACUAUUCAUUGCUCACCAACGAAUUGUAGGGGCACGUGCUAACUUCAGUCGCAUUUUGGUGCAUGAUUCUUUGGCAAAUUGCCUUUACUGCUCCUCCAGAAGCAUAAAACACAUUUCAUGUGUCAAGCCUGCGUUCUUUAAGAGGAUCUCCGCGAACGCCGUUGCGUUGCACCGGAACUCCGCGGCCCCUUCCUCACUUCAUGGAUUAAUUUCCCGGAAGAAACACAUCUGGGAAAAGAGAUAUCAGUGUGGCACAAUAAAAUUGAGAAUAUGUGCGAGCUGCGACGCGCUGGCCAUCAUGUUGUUCUUGCUAGUUGGAUGGAGCAGACUGUCAACACACCCGCAGGCGCUGCUGACCAAACACACAGAAGCCUCCUGCAUCUGUUCGUUGUGAAGAAAUUCACGACGGUACACAAAUGACGGCAAACUGCUGAGUGCUUCGACAGGGCGAGUGGCUGCGACUGUCUACCAACCGUACUUUUACGGCAGUUCUGGUGAACCAUGCUUGAGAGAGGUUCAUUUCAAACAUCCUAAUGGCGGGUUGUUGCCUGUAGUCGAAGAGGGGAGCGUGGCCCUUCAGGUGACGCAUCGCCUCACAGAGAUAGCCGGCCACGGGGGCUGCAAGGUUUCGGCACGCAGUACUAAGGCGGAGCUCUGCUUGCCAGUAUGUACCUUCAAUUGUGCGCCGUAGUACAAUUACACUAGAACGCUCUUGGGAUCCGUAAUGCGACGCAGCGGAGAAGAUUCCAUAUGACGAGAUGUCCUGCAAGGAUCGGAAAACCCCAUUCGUCUUCGCGUCUCCCGUUUGAGACGCAGGCGUUUCUGAAGAAGGCCGACGACAGUGGGACACCUGCACCUACGAUUCUCGCCUACGAGAGUGUCGCAGCCGCGCCACAAUUAUAAUAUCACCUUAUUUAAUGUUAGAUCAUCCCGAACGCUCACGCAGAGGCAAUACUGUGCAAGGUACGCGUCGAGUAACCAGUGAGGAUCCUCUGCAAAUCUUGGAACCCGCAGGCUUGGUCACUUGCGCUGAGUAACAAUGGACCGUACCAUAUGUCCCUUUUUUAUACAGAGUUUCACAAUGUCAACUGCUUUGAAGCGGCUCAUUCCAUUUCUAGUUCCCUUUGUGGUUUUCCUGGUCGCUGCUGCCUUGGGAGGCCUUGCGGCGGAUCAGCCUGGAAAUCAUCAGGCUCUUGCAGAACCAGUUACGGGUGUGGGGGAAGCAGGAGUGUCCCCCGUCAACGAAGCUGGUGAGUCAUACAGUUCUGCAACUUCGGGUGUCCAAGAAGCUACCGCCCCAGGUGCAGUGCUCCUGGAAGCAAUCGAUGCCGAGUCGGAUAAGGUGGACAAUCAGGCGGAGGGAGGUGAGCGUAUGAAGAAGGUCGAAGAGGAGUUGUCGUUAUUGAGGCGGGAAUUAUAUGAUCGCACAGAUCGCCCUGGUUUGAAGCGUGCUGUGAUUUUAUCUCUUGGGACAAGUGCAUUGAUAGCUGGGAGGAUGUUUUCCAGUACGUUGCGAGCCGCUGUACCGUGGUAUGCAGUUGCGUUCAAUGCGAUUGUCGCCGCCUACUACAUUCGCAAAGUUCUUACCUAUCGUCGUCGAGUGAUGACAAAGAGGCAACCCUUCAUGAGUUCGGUAAAGAACUUUUUUCGCCGCAGGCCAAAGGAUGGGGGUGCUGGGGUGGACAAAGCCUCCAAGAAAUAAACCUGAAACAUUCGUUGACGCAGAUUGGACACAGAGCGGCUAUUGCUACGCAACACGGUCCCCAAAGCAUCGUGCCAGUCUCUCUCGGGAAGACGCCUUUAUUGAAUCCCUAUACGGACGCCUUUUAACCUGGCUGGGGGCUGAGUGUACUGCUUGUUUUUAAGCACGUGAACGCUUGCUACCGGGUGCGAGAGGCGUUUUGUUAAUUCCCGACACCAGACGCGUUCUGCGAGAAACAUCGUCAACAAUGAGAUGGAUGUGGGGCUUGUACCACGUAAAUGCCUGAAUGACGAUAUCUGGAAGGGCAUUGAAGAUCCCCCGUUCGUUUUUAGUCCAAAACAUCGGCCGAACGUUGAAGCCUAGGAGUUGAACACAAGCAUCUACAGAAGAGAGGAAAAAGGUGGAUAAAAUGAAGAGGAGCGAUAACAGAGGUAGAACUUGAAAGACCCCUCAACAGCCCCGGACGGGACGCAGGCCCACCUUGAUGGUUUCUGUGACCUGAAAUGCAGCGGCUAUAUCAAGUAAAAACGAGUAGUAUACCACACGUCUGGGAGAUUAAGUGUCUUUUCGUUCGCAUGAUGGGCAUCUUGAAAUUGAAGUGCGUACGAUAAAGUGUGGAGGAUGCUCUAUGGGAUCUAGUGAGCGAAGCUGACGGAUCACCGUCUGCCGGUUUCUCCCCAGUCAGUGCAUUGUGAUGUCAGAACAUGGCUAUUCGACAGUGGACUAUUGCUCGAUAUAAAGUGAUGGAUCGUGAACUACAUCGCUGCUCGCUCUCAGGACACACGUCCGGAAGGCACCUGCGCAUCUGCCUUGUGUUUGACAUUGAACUGUAUGACAAGGAAACCCAGCGAACGUAUAAGUGUUUGGUAGACCAGAGCAGUAUCGACAUCUGCACCCUUCAUUUGUCUCGCUCGUUUCUUCACCCACUGCGGGGGAAAAAAGCCAUCUCCCACACGUGUUGCCAGACAACGCCCUGACUUUGGGGGGGGAGGGGAGGUUGGGCAGCAUAGUUCUCUUCGACUGUGUCCCCCCUUUGAGGUACACGAACGAAGACAGGAGUGCGGGAUACAACAUUUCUCCUUUCCAGUCUUCAUGCUUUUCAGGAUUGUUCUCCACGACCACCAUUGCUUAUUGUAUUCACAGUUGCUGUGGGGCUUCUGAUGAAAAGAAACUGCCCCGGUGCAAUGCUGCUUUUCGCGAACAAUACUGUGACGCUGAGGAUCACAGACAGAGUACAUCGACAUCGCGCAAAUGUCCGGGCAUCAGUGAAAAGAACGCACUAACUAUUCAGAAUUAUAUCGUGUCGGCUCAACGUAAUUUCAAACUGAAGCUGCACUUGGGAGCACACGACACCGAGCUAGACCUUGCAGGACUUUGCAACCAUGCAUGCACGGUACAUUACGUGCGAUUCUUCCACAUUUCACACACAAAGAAGACACGUCGGAGUGGCAACUCGCAUAAGCAGAUAGCGUAACUGCUUCAACGUAGACUGACAGGACCGGCCGCCAUUUCGCGACAAGCAAACGAAGAAAGAAAAACUGCACGGCAACUUCAGCGGUUGCUGCGGCUUCAGAGACAUCGAACAAGACCAGUGUGUGCGGCCGCCUCCAUCAGUGUGAGUUAUAGCUCUGUCUCGAAAGCGCCGUCUAGGUCACCUACACAAAAAGGAGUUUGCUCGCAGCGAGAAAGCUGCUUUCAGGCGAGAAGGCAACUGAUGGGCUCGGCAAAUGUGCGGAAUCUCAGGCAGUACCGCCAGACACCACGACUGAUUUCCCGUAAAAUUCCUUUAUCAUUCUAGCAGUUGCUACAGCGGCUGUUUUUGUUCACGAAAAUGGUGCUCAUUACACAGGUUCUUUGAGAACCUGUGCUUUCUUUCACUGGGGCAGUGUGCAGCUACGACACUCAGCGCCUGACCCACCACGCGUUAUGUCUCCUUCGUGGUAUCCGCGUUUACCCCGG